Molecule: messenger RNA, 735 nt
Organism: Plutella xylostella (diamondback moth)
Lineage: Eukaryota; Metazoa; Arthropoda; Insecta; Lepidoptera; Plutellidae
Product: fibrohexamerin-like
Cellular component (GO): extracellular region
Molecular function (GO): structural molecule activity
Source: RefSeq, a predicted model, not a curated record
AUGCUGUAUCAUGAUCUGUGUAGUAUAAAAGUUGACAAAAUUGAGGGGAAGAUUAUUAACAAUGUGAUCCCGGGAUAUUCAGUAGCGGGUGUCGAAAAUGCUGUAGCAGAGCAAGACCGAGACAACUACCGUCCGUGCCCCUACUACGACCUCCUCUGCAUCCGUCGGUAUCUCUCCAAGCACUCCAACUGCAAGAUCGCGCUAGGCCCGGUCCCUGACCCCGUCUACCGGGACCAAAGCAACUUGUACUUUCCCACCUUCAAGAUGAGUGUGACCAUGAAUGGGUUGACGAUUGGCGGGUUGAAUGGGGUUAUUAGGGAGUUUUAUGCCAACCGCAAGGACGACCUGACCAUCUUGGCGGUGGAGUUCACCAACGUAACCGUGGUCUCCAACACCGCCGUGUUCCAGUACCAGAGACCAGGGAGGGAGCCUGUCGUCACCAACUCCAGCACUAAUGAGUUUUAUCCAUCGUUCAUAACAACGACAGUGUUUCGCGGCGUGCAGCACAUCGACCUGGCCAACAGCGAGACCACCGCGUUCCUCAACACGCAGCCCGCCAUCAGGAUUGACCCGAGUGCGGGAGUCGCUUCUGAUCCCGCAAUAGCAGCCAGGUAUGCCGUGUUCCUAGCCAGCAUCGGUGUAGUGGCGGCUGAAACUUUCAUGACCACGAGCGUAUACUACGCAGCCACUUAUAUUCAAUACGAUGUGUGCGACUUCGGACUAAGAGUGAAUUAA